Molecule: messenger RNA, 1658 nt
Organism: Musca vetustissima
Lineage: Eukaryota; Metazoa; Arthropoda; Insecta; Diptera; Muscidae
Exons: 2
Source: RefSeq, a predicted model, not a curated record
AUGGCUGGUGGUAAGAAGCACCAAAGCACUCCCGAUACGGAAGUAGCUAACAUUAAACAACAGAAAGAAAAGGUAAUUGAAAAUAUUGAAAGAAUUAAAACUUCUUUCAGAGAAAAGAGAAUUUCGUUCAAUACAAUUGAACUAGAAUGUCGCUUAGACAUUCUUAAUAAAUAUAUUGAUGAUGCAAUGAGAUUGCAAUCCGAACUUGACAUUCUAGAUCCCGAUAAUAAUGAUCGAGAGCUGGCAGACCCUAAUUUCAAUGAACCUCGUAAAGUGGAUUUAUUGCUUGGCGCUGAAGUUUUCUUCGAACUUCUUUGUGUAGGCCAAAUCAAAUCGAAUCCAAGUUAUCCGGUUCUGCAAAAAACUUCUCUUGGCUGGAUCGUAGCUGGCAAAUACGAUGAGUCGAAGGGGUCGAAUUCAGGUGUAUGUCACUUGAAUGUUGCCAUAGAAAAUGAUGAAACUAUUGAUACAAUUGUUAAGAAAUUCUGGGAGUUGGAAGAAAUUCCAAAUAAUUGUGCUAAAAUUCGGUCUGAGGAACAUCAAAAAUGUGAGGAACAUUUCCAAAAAUAUGUUCGACGUUUAUCGUCAGGACGCUUCCAAGUGUCUUUACCUUUCAAAGAAGAUGUGAGACUUUUGGGUUCGUCAUUUGAAACUGCCAAAAGGCGGUUUCUGGCAUUGGAAAGAAAACUUUCUCAUGACGUCACAUCUAAAGAAAUGUAUAAUUCUUUCAUGAAAGAGUAUCUUGACUUAGGUCACAUGGAAAAAACGAACAAUAAAAUUCCUAACAACCCACAUUAUUUCAUUCCUCAUCAAUGUGUUUUCCGACCUCAAAGUACAACUACGAAACUUCGCGUCGUUUUUGAUGCAUCGAGUAAAACAUCUUCACAUGUUUCACUCAAUGAUCUCUUGAUGGUAGGUCCAACCAUUCAAGAAGAGUUGUACUCAACGUUACUUCGAUUCCGCUUACACAAAUACGUAAUUACAGCAGAUAUUGAGAAAAUGUAUCGUCAAGUUUUAAUCGACGAAAAAGAUAGAGAUUUUCAUUUAAUCCUUUGGAGGCAAAACGAAAGUGAUCCAUUGCAAAUUUUCAGAUUGAAUACGGUCACCUAUGGUACUUCGUCCGCUCCAUUUCUAGCAAUUCGUUGCUUAAACCAUUUGAGCGAUUUGUCCAAAGAGACUUGGCCUAUUGGUGCCAAAGUUAUAAGCAACGACUUCUAUGUGGAUGAUUUAUUGACUGGUUCCGCUGAUUUGAAUAGUCUUCUCACAAUUCGAGAUGAAGUCACAACUAUUCUCAGUUCAGCGGGAUUAAAUCUCACAAAAUGGUUUUCUAAUCAUCCAGAUUUUAAUGAGACAACUUGUAGUGAAAAGUUGUUACACUCGGAUUCCGAGACUGCAAGGGCAUUGGGUAUUCAUUGGGCCCCAAGAAACGAUGUUUUGAAAUUUUACAUAGAGGGAGGCUUCCAAGAUCUGAAAGCUACUAAAAGACACAUUUUGUCAAUAUCUUCACGUUUGUUUGAUCCCCUCGGCCUUUUGUGUCCAAUAAUAACCAAAGCCAAAAUGUUAUUGCAAGAACUUUGGAUUAAUAAAUUAGACUGGGAUGAAUCGAUUCCCAUGCGUUUGAGUUCAGUCUGGGAAGAUUUCAAAUUCAAUCUUUCAAA